Molecule: messenger RNA, 4176 nt
Organism: Plectropomus leopardus (leopard coralgrouper)
Lineage: Eukaryota; Metazoa; Chordata; Actinopteri; Perciformes; Serranidae
Gene: ciarta
Product: circadian associated repressor of transcription a
Biological process (GO): negative regulation of DNA-templated transcription; circadian regulation of gene expression
Cellular component (GO): nucleus
Molecular function (GO): RNA polymerase II cis-regulatory region sequence-specific DNA binding
Source: RefSeq, a predicted model, not a curated record
CACGGGCCGAGGUAGAAGUACAAGGGCGGGACUGAACACAAGUACUGCCCGUAAUACAGGCUGUAUGUGCGGGUAUUUUCUCCUAAAGAUAGCAGUUAGCUUUGUGGAGGGUACUUUCUACAAGACUUUAGAUUAUUCAACUCGCACAACCAGCGUAACGUGCCUUCUCAAGCGCCUGCGUUUUAUUUUAACGGUUUUGUGAAUCUAGUUCUGCUCCGACUAGAAGAUGAAUUCACUGGGCAGUUCUUCCAAAUGGCCGUCUUACGACUCACUAACGUCCUCCUCGAGCUUUAUCUUCAGUGAGAGCGAGCACACUGAGGAUGAAGCAGACGUCUUCUCGGAGGGAGAAGGAGACAGCGGAUUAAGAAAGUCCCUCUCAGGUGAUGAAAGAAUCACACUCCCCGGACGUUACCUCAGUUUCCCGGCUCAUUCAGAUCAGCUGCACUCGAGGUCUAAGAUGGACCAGCCGAAACACUGCCCUGAAGAAACCAAGCGUCUCGGCACAGCCUCCUCUCCAGGAGCUGCCACGUUAGCCUCAUCUUCAGCGACACCUGGGGACCUCGCCUUCGCUCAGAAAUGUGCGGAUUUGCAGAGGUUUAUCUGCCCUUUGCUUGAGCUUCUUCAUGGACUGAAGGCUGGGCGCUUUGACAAAGGUUUAUCCAGUUUCCAGCAGAGUGUCGCUAUAGACAGAUUGCAGAGGAUUCUUGGGAUUUUACAGAGACCUGAAAUGGGCGAGAGAUACCUCCAUAACCUGCUGCAGAUAGAGAUGAUGCUCAAAAUAUGGUUCCCUCGGGUGGCAUUCCAGUCCACAGAUGUACCGAGUCAGACCUCCACUCCCAGACUCCAACCACACUGGCACCAGAAUCAGCUCCACAUGCCAGUUAAGAAGAGAAAACUGAGCUGGUCAGACCCCGAUGACUCCAGUCAAGUCCCAACCAAGCAGCUGAAGCACCAUGAACACGAGAGCUGCCGGGCCACGACCCCACACGACGCCGUUUCCACGUGUCUACCUGGAUCACCCAAAAAACAGAAAACUCCAGAAGAGUCCGUUGAGGCGGCCGAACAAGUAUUUACAUACAGCACUGGCACGUCAGGCAGGCCGUUAUAUUUGUGUAGCAAGAGAGAAAAGAUUUCUCUGCUCUCCCCGCGUGAGAGUCCAGCUACACAGGACAGCUCAGUGUCCUCAAGUGACAUCAUAACCACAACUGAAUCACCUUAGCUGGCCUUAAGUGACCUUGCUCCCACAUGGAGGUGCCACUGCAUGCCCGCCUCAGUGCAGGCAGAGGGCGGACUUGCUUACAUAAAGAUUAAGUUAGGCGCAGAGCCAGUCUGCAACGGCCGUGAGGCAUGUAACACCAGAGGAGGAGGAGGAGGAGAAAUACAGAGAGACACUUAUUAACCCUUAACCAUCCAGUGGGGUUUAUGAUUACACCAGAGUUCUUGCACUAUACUACGAGGAAGUGUUUAUUGUCUGUGAGAAUAUCACUUUUUAUAUUCAUUGACUUUGACUAAGUUAAAAUAAUGUUUGAAAUACUUUACAAGUGUAAUGCUUAAAGCAGUUUGUGCUCCGAUUUGUUUUUUUUUUUUUCAUAUCAUGGAACGCAGCCCCUACAGGAGCAGCAUAGGGUUUCGUAACACUGGUGAAAAACAGACAAAAAAACAAAAAAAAAAAAAAAACCCAGAUAUCACUCUUAUGUAAGUGAGAAAACACAGAAGAUCAUUGCUGGUAGAGUUUAAAUCUGGAGCCAUUAGUCAGUGUUCCAUAAAAUAAUAUUUCAAGAAAAAAAAUCCCCCAAUUCAUUUCUUAUAUGAGAGGAUGUGAUAAGAUCUUUUGGUUUUACUCUGUGGUCCAGCAACUUUUGAUUGCCAUUUUACACUACUUUUUUUUUUUUUUUUUUUUUUUACAUUUUAGAGACCAAAUUAUUAAAAGAUGAAUCCACAAAAUAACUGGCAGCUUAAAAGCAUACUAUGCAGGAUUUUCUUUUAAAAUAUAUAUACUCUUAAAAAAGUAAUCUCUCUCUUAAUAAUCACUCAUGACACACCAGCAAUGUGUGGUGGAGUCUGUAUCCACAGAAUACCUGCUUUCUGCUUGUAUUUUCUUAUUUUCUUCUUUUUUGUUUGGGACAUUUAUCGCCAAAAGCAGCGUGAGGUCAGGAUUCAUAUCUUUCCCGCGGAAUGACAGUAUACGUGUGGCGGUAGCUGAUGAUGAGACGGAGAUGUUUUUUUUUUUGUUUGUUUUGUCUUUUUGCGUUUUCUCACCUUAAAAUCUGAUAUUUUGCGGGCCGAUCGGUUCACAGCUGAUCAGAUCACAUCAACAGAUGAGAGGAGCUGUUUCACUUUCAACGCCUGACGUUCUGCUUCACCACCUCUGCCCCAAGUGCGCUAUAAAUAACCACAUUUUAUAGAUAUUUUUAUAGUGCUGCUAAUUAACAGUCCAGCUCCUAAAAUGUAUUUGUGGCUGCGGAUGAUUUAGAGGGCCAUGGGUUGGAAUCAAACCUGCAACCACUGCAGCAAGGACAUAACCUUUGUGCAUGAGGCUCCCGCUCUACCAGGUCAACUACUGGGUGCCACAGAUAACAUUAUUUCUUGAAUCCACUGCUUUGCUCUCAUUUACACCAUUUUCAUUUUUGACCAGCCGGCUUUCUCAGUGUGGUUAAGCCGAGGAGUUUGAAUAUUGUGUUUACAAAACGUAAGCGACAGUCUUGCAUAGUAUGCCUUUAAUUUAUAUCAAUAAUCAUUCUCGAACAGUUACAAAAAAUAAGAACACACAUUAUGAAAAAUGGCAUUUAGGAAGGUUAAAGUUGAAUUUUGCCUGCUGAUUGAUUGUAACAUGUUGGAGCAAAGGCAUCAUGCCAACAUGUGCCAAACAAAACCGUUUUGCAUUAUCACAUCAUACGCACCUUACGCCACACUUGCUACUUUAUUUAUUUAUGAGCACCUAGUGCAAACACCAUUUUCUAUGUAAAUAAAACUAGAUCUAGUUGCAAUUCUAGUAAAAGAGCAAAAUGCUGCAUGGGAAGAACCACAAUCUGAUAGAUCAGUAAUUAUUGAGGCAUUUAAGGAAAUCCAAGAAGCUUGGCUGGAUGUUAAUCUUACUCCAUUAGCAUAAAAAAAAACAUCAUAUUUCAUACAUUACACACAACUUUCAAGUGACUUUUUUUAUAUUGUAGAAUGAGCAUAAUAUAUUUAAUCCUUUGUUGAAUAGAUGUAUCUGCAUUUUAGGUAAAAAUGAGGAAAGGUUACACCAUUUGUUAACAUAAAAGAGUUGUUAUUUAUUAAAGAUCUGUUUAAGAGGAUCAGUACUUGAAAAUGUUGAGGUACUUGAAUCGGAGACUUUGUGUCAUUUUGGCACUUUGGAUGGAGCUAAUUGAAAAGCAUGAAAACUAAAUUUAGCUCAUUGUUUGCACAAAAUGCCCCGAAUAUGUGUCAUUGUGAAGAGAAAGAACAGCUUUUGUGUCCCAUUUAAAAUGGAUUUGUGUCAUGACUUGCUGUCGUAAAAUCUUUAUCACUCAAAGUGCUUUAUUAUUAUUAUUAUUAUUGAUUUUGUAAUACAGAAUAUCACAGAAAUGUGAGAAAAAAAACAAACUCUUUCCAUUCCUGAACACAUCUCUCUCUCUCUCUCUUUAAAAAUAACAUUUGGAUGUUUGCACCACCAUAUUUUAAAUCAGAUGUCAUUCAUGUUGAAUGGUGUUUCAUCUCUGGUGGUUUGUCACCAGUCAGCCUUACUAACAGACAUCAAGGUAAACAAAAACUUGCGUCAUCGGUCGUAGGAACAGUGUAUUAUUUAUGAAACGAUAGUGUAGUCGUCUCACCGCAUAUUAUGUCAUUGCAAACCAAAUGAGCUGCUGUGUACUCGAAGAUGCUGUUAGUCAUUUUUAUCUGCCCCUGAGUUUUGUUUAUUAACUGUAAACGCGCUGGAGAACAAUCGUGCAGUGUGGUGGUGUUUUGAAAUGUAGCAUCCAGCAGUGCAGGUUUUGCUGUGCUACGUUACACUUCUUUCAUUUGUGGAAAAGGAGAAAAACUGAAAGUAGGGUAAAAAUCUUAUUCCCAGUUGUAUGUCUCUGUUUGUGUUUCUCUCUAUUUCUUUGUUUCUUAUAAUGAAAUUGUCAUUAUUGGUGAUUGAUUGAUAAAUGCACAUAUUUUUAUAUAUUAAAUGAAUGAUGUGGUUCAUCAAAA